Messenger RNA from Mercenaria mercenaria, 7769 nucleotides. Its product is annotated as fibropellin-1-like. The transcript has 34 exons. Lineage: Eukaryota; Metazoa; Mollusca; Bivalvia; Venerida; Veneridae. Gene Ontology annotation, biological process: Notch signaling pathway. The record is from RefSeq and is a predicted model, not a curated record. The coding region runs from base 450 to 4199 and encodes 1249 amino acids. Gene Ontology annotation, molecular function: Notch binding; calcium ion binding.
UUCAAAAUUUCAAUCAACUGAAAAAAAGCAAGAUGAUGAAUUCUCUUACUUCGGAAUUUUUAUGGCUAGUUUGUAUCGUUAGCCUUGUCGGAUGCUCACAUUUUAGGGGUGGUUCGAUGACUUUUGUUCCUGCGGCCAACGGAACGCAGAUUAUAAUAAAUUUCCGAACUUAUUUGCAAAGACAAGAGAGCAGACAUUAUUGUGAUGAUUCCACGAUUUCAAAUGGUACACUUAUUGAUUCGGAUGCAGAGAUAUUCUGUGAUAGUGGGUGUAUCGGGCUUGUGGGCGUUCCAGAUCUGAUAUGUACGGCUUACAGUGAGGAAGAUAAUUGUAUGUCUGGACGAAACAGUACUGUUUAUACUCCAUCUGUCGAUCGCCUUGUCUUUAGAGCUUCCGGUGGCGAAUGGAUUGACUCAUUGAAUGAAUGAGGGGGAAACUGGAAUCUUUUAAUGACCGUCGACCGCUCAGUGAGACCAGAUACAAGAAAGAUAAACACUUCACCAACUGUGGACGUGCCUCUGAUCCUAAAAUGGAAGUACGGAUGCUCCUACAAGUUCAAGUUAUUAGCGAAUGAUGUUGAUAAAGAUAUCAUAAAAUGUCGAUGGGCUACUGGCAGAGAAUGCCAAGGUGUUUGCAAAACAUUUAAAGGAGCUACAUUGGACGAGUCGGAUUGUUCUAUCACAUACUCGGCUAAUGGUAGCAUCGGCUACUUUGCAGUAGCUUUGCAAAUAGAAGAUUUUCCUAACAAAACAGCCACAAAACCUUUAAGCAGCAUACCCGUUCAAUUUUUGGUGAAGAUAGAAAAUGACAACGGGUGCUUGGAUGAACCAGAAUAUAUUUCCCCUACCCCUGCUGCAAAUGAAAACUACAGUGUAACGGUCGCUGAAACUUUCAAUAUGACCAUAAAAGCACGAUCAUUAAAUGUACUAAGGUCAAUCGAAAUCAUCCCCGCCGAAAGGAUUAUACGAUCUCUGAAUAUGAAGAAAACUGAUUCGUCAUGGCAUUACACCACAUCGACAUUUACUUGGAAACCGGCUUUUUCGGAUGUUGGAAAGGUCCACACGUUCUGUUUUAUUGCAUCAGACACAAACGGAGUUAUAAGUACCACACGGUGUAUACAUGUUCAAGUUGCAGAUAUCGAUGAGUGUAGUUCUAAUCCAUGCCUAAAUGGAGGUACGUGUAACGAUGGUAUUAACGCUUAUACGUGUACAUGUGCACCUGGCUUCACCGGAGACAACUGUACAACAAAUAUCGAUGACUGUAGCCCUAAUCCAUGUUUGAAUGGGGGUGCAUGUACAGAUGGUAUUAACGCUUAUACGUGUACAUGUGCACCUGGCUUCACCGGAGACAACUGUACAACAAAUAUCGAUGACUGUAGCCAUAAUCCAUGUUUGAAUAGGGGUGCAUGUACAGAUGGGAUUAACGAUUAUAUAUGCACAUGUGCUGCUGGCUUCACUGGAGAAAAUUGUACAACGAAUAUCAAUGAAUGUAGCCUUCAUCCAUGUUUGAAUGGGGGUAUAUGUACGGACAGGAUUAAUGCUUAUACGUGUACAUGUACAGCUGGCUUCACUGGAGACAACUGUGAAAUGAAUAUCGAUGAGUGUAGUAUUAAUCCAUGCCUAAAUGGAGGUACAUGUAACGAUGGUAUCAACGCUUAUACGUGUACAUGUGCACCUGACUUCACUGGAGACAACUGUACAACAAAUAUCGAUGACUGUAGCCCUAGUCCAUGUUUGAAUGGGGGUGCAUGUACAGAUGGGACUAACGCUUAUACGUGUACAUGUGCACCUGGCUUCACCGGAGACAACUGUACAACAAAUAUCGAUGACUGUAGCCCUAAUCCAUGUUUGAAUGGGGGUGCAUGUACAGAUGGGACUAACGCUUAUACAUGUACAUGUGCACCUGGCUUCACCGGAGACAGCUGUACAACAAAUAUCGAUGACUGUAGCCCUAAUCCAUGUUUGAAUGGGGGUGCAUGUACAGAUGGGAUUAACGAUUAUAUAUGCACAUGUGCUGCUGGCUUCACUGGAGAAAAUUGUACAACGAAUAUCAAUGAAUGUAGCCUUCAUCCAUGUUUGAAUGGGGGUAUAUGUACGGACAGGAUUAAUGCUUAUACGUGUACAUGUCCAGCUGGCUUCACUGGAGACAACUGUGAAAUGAAUAUCGAUGAGUGUAGUACUAAUCCAUGCCUAAAUGGAGGUACAUGUAACGAUGGUAUCAACGCUUAUACGUGUACAUGUGCACCUGACUUCGCUGGAGACAACUGUACAAUAAAUAUCGAUGACUGUAGCCAUAAUCCAUGUUUGAAUGGGGGUGCAUGUACAGAUGGGAUUAACGAUUAUAUAUGCACAUGUGCUGCUGGCUUCACUGGAGAAAAUUGUACAACGAAUAUCAAUGAAUGUAGCCUUCAUCCAUGUUUGAAUGGGGGUAUAUGUUCGGACAGGAUUAAUGCUUAUACGUGUACAUGUCCAGCUGGCUUCACUGGAGACAACUGUGAAAUGAAUAUCAAUGAGUGUAGUACUAAUCCAUGCUUAAACGGAGGUACAUGUAACGAUGGGAUUAACGCUUAUACAUGUACGUGUGUAAUUGGCUUCACUGGAGACAACUGUACAACAAAUAUCGAUGACUGUAGCCAUAAUCCAUGUUUGAAUGGGGGUGAAUGUACAGAUGGGAUUAACGAUUAUUUAUGCACAUGUGCUGCUGGCUUCACUGGAGAAAGUUGUACAACGAAUAUCGAUGAAUGUGGCCUUAAUCCAUGUUUGAAUGGGGGUACAUGUACGGACAGGAUUAAUGCUUAUACAUGUACAUGUGCAGCUGGCUUCACUGGAGACAACUGUGAAAUGAAUAUCGAUGACUGUAGUACUAAUUCAUGCUUGAAUGGAGGUACAUGUAACGAUGGGAUUAACACUUACACAUGUACAUGUGCACCUGGCUUCACUGGAGACAACUGUACAACAAAUAUCGAUGACUGUAGUCCUAAUCCAUGUUUGAAUGGGGGUGCAUGUACAGAUGGGAUUAACGGUUAUAUAUGUGCAUGUGCUGCUGGCUUCACUGGAGAAAAUUGUACAACGAAUAUCGAUGAAUGUAGCCUUAAUCCAUGUUUGAAUGGGGGUACAUGUACGGACAGGAUUAAUGCUUAUACAUGUACAUGUGCAGCUGCCUUCACUGGAGACAACUGUGAAAUGAAUAUCGAUGAAUGUAGCCUUCAUCCAUGCUUGAAUGGGGGUACAUGUACGGACAGGAUUAAUGCUAAUACGUGUACAUGUGCAGCUGGUUUCACUGGAGACAACUGUGAAAUUAAUAUUGAUGAUUGUAGUCCUAAUCCAUGUUUGAACGGAGGUACAUGUGACAAUGGGAUUAACGCUUAUACAUGUACAUGUACACCUGGCUACACUGGAGACAAUUGUGAAAUGAAUAUCGAUUAUUGUAACCCUAAUCCAUGCUUGAACGGAGGUACAUGUGACGAUGCGAUUAACGCUUACACGUGUACAUGUGCACCUGGUUCCACUGGUGACAAUUGUGCAAUAGAUAUCGAUGACUGUAGCCCUAAUCCGUGUUUGAAUGGGGGUACAUGUACAGACGCAGUAAACACUUAUACAUGCGCAUGUGCAGCUGGCUUCACUGGAAACAAUUGUGAAACAAAUAUGCAUAGCGAUGAUUGUAGAGGUAACCGAUGUCUGAAUGGGGGAACUUGCAUAGACAUGAUUAACGCUUAUGCAUGUACAUGUGCAGCUGGCUUCACUGGUGAUAAUUGCGAAACGAAUAUAGAUAAUUGUAGCCAUAAUCCAUGCUUGAAUGGCGGUAUAUGCACAGACGAGAUUAACGCUUAUACAUGUACAUGUGCAGCUGGAUUCACUGGAAACAAUUGUGAAACAAAUAUAGAUGAUUGUAACCCUAAUCCAUGCUUGAAUGGCGGCACAUGCACAGACGAGAUUACCGCUUAUACGUGUACAUGUUCAGCUGGCUUCUCUGGAAACAAUUGUGGAAAGAAUAUAGACGAUUGUAGCCCAAAUCCCUGCUUGAAUGGGGGUACAUGUACAGACGGGAAUAACGCCUAUACCUGUAGAUGUGCAUCUGGCUUUACUGGUGACGAUUGUGAAAAGAAAGACGAAAACACAGUUACUGGAGGGAGCAGUCGUUGCUGGGGCAUAUGGACAUUUUGCUAUUUGCUGUUUGUGUUGCUUAUACCGUUUUUGUAAUGUCAAAAAUUGAAUAGUUUCCUCAGUAACAAAAUGAAUUUGACGUUAUACAUAAGAACAAUCUAGAUAUUAGAUAUGAUACGCUUUGCAUGCAAUGUAACGAAAGGUUAUUCAAGAUUAAAUGGCAAGGCUAACAUUGUUAAAUAAACGUGAGAGUUAUAGAAUAGCAAACAAGCGCAGGCGCGGUUCCAGGGCCGAGCCGAUGGGGUUCGUCCCCCCCCCCCCCCCCCUCCCCCCUCAGAAGUUGACUGAGAAGUGACCUAAACUAAUCAAAGAUGCACCCUACUAUUUUGGCAAAGGAAUAAUAUUUCAUCAAAAUUUAGACCCAGAAACACAACAGAGUCCACCAUUUCAUACCUGUAUUCAAACUUUUCCACGGGGAGAACCCACUGACCACGCCCACACCCUCCCCCCCCCCCCACCCCUCAAAAAAAAAGAAGUAUAGAGGGAAGCAACCCCUCCAUUACCUGAAGCUUUGGACCCCAAAAUGCACCACAGGCCACCAUUUCAUACCUGUAAUUAAAAAAAUUCCAGUGGGAGAGCCCCCUGAUACACUCACCAUAAAAUGAGGGGGAGUACCCCCACGAAUAAAUGCAUCAUUUCCUGCCUGUAGUUCAAAAAUUACUAGAGAGAGAGACCCCCACCAACUCCCCACCCCCAUCCCCGACAUGGGCAGAGACCCCUCCCCCUCACGACCCCCACCAACGUCCAAUAAAUGACAACUUCAUUCUAAACUGGUGCCCCCUUUCAAAUGUUUCUGGAUCCGGGCCUGAAGCGUAUUUGUCACCCAGUGUGUUUGUGCGUGUGUGCGCGUGUGCGUUAAUAGAUAUCCAUUGAUGAUUGACGUAUUUGAAAUUAUUUGCUGAAUAUGCCUCUUUGAUAUAUGAUAUUAGCUUUUACAAUAGCGCUAUUACGUGAUAGUUUUCUUUGGCAGAAAACGAAUUAAAUGCUACAAUAUACUUGUUAAAUCCCUUACUAUAAAUCUUGACGAGCAUGUAAAUUAUAAUCCAUUUAUGUAGAUAACAAUCCACUGCUUGUACAUAUGAAGCAUUUACCAUUGAUUCUGAUAUUGUCGGUUACAAUCGUUUGUCAUAUUUUAUUUGUAAAUAUGUUUCUACUUAUUCAUUUUUAUAUUCAAAGUUUAACAUAUAAAACUGUUUUUACUGAUUCUGUAGCAUUUUUUCCAAUUUCAAUAUUUGUAUUUAAUCAAAGGUGUAUACCUUCGACCAGGUCAAUUCUUGACCUAAUUUCUAGCGAUGCGAUACAGUGAAUACUCGUGAUGUUACUAAGGUACAGCAUCAAAUAUAGCUGAGAUUGGGCAUACAGAAGCGUGAAUGAGACGAAAAAUAAAUUGCAAUCUGUGUUUAUUGACAAAACCAGAAAUUUCCCUAUCCUUCUCAAGAUGAAAUACAUGAACGAAAAUGUUUGCAUGUGAAAUAAUUCAGAAAUUGUCCUAAAAUCAGCUUGAAAUAUUUGGAGGUCUUCUAUCUUAGACAAAUAUCAUUAAAACAAAACACACAUAUCUAUAUAUUUUACUUAAUCAAAUGAAAACAAUACUUAAAUUUACAGCUUUUAGAAGUUUCAUUAAAAUCUACAUUGUAGAAUAUUUUCUGUAUGCAGAAAGUUAACGUAAUCAAAAUGAUGAUUUUCCUAUAGACUCACAUUUUGAUAACUUCACUGUGGUCAUUAUUUCAAAUUAGUUUAAAAAUUAGCAUUUGUCUUUACCUUUUUAUUGGCCGAAUGUUCUAAGUAUAUUUUAGUGUUUUAAAAAAAUUGAAGUUUAAUCAAAUUCUUCAUUUCAGAAGAUAUUUUGAUAUGAACAUACUAACCUCAUUUACAAAUUUAUAAUUUUUAGGACUUUGUAUAUUUUGGUUUCGGUCAAGUUCCUUGAAAGUCAAGGCCACAGGCUUAGAUUUUGAACUAGUAUUGGUAAAGAUUGAAUGGAUUGCUUCUAAAUUUCUCUUAUAUCUAAUGUUGUCUAGUACUAGUAUCACUCAUACCCCAACGUUUAACCCUAAGUCCCAUUUCUAAACCCCACUCACCCCCUUAUCCAUCACACACUCCUUCUCCAGAGACAACCUUUCUUUUACAUUACUCACACUUUUAUCUCAUAUUGUUUCUCAUACCGCUGUUGAUCUUAAUUAUAUGUAUUUGUUUUGUUAUCAUUCCUCAUUCACACAUACCUACCCCUUACUUCCGCCCCACUUCCUAAAAUCUGAUUCUAGUUAUUCUUUUUUAUACAUUUCUCACAUUUAUACUUCAUAUGAAUUUUUAUUAUCCAUCGUAUCACCAACAACCAUCUCCCACCCUACCCCCACCACUACAACACAUAAGAGUGUACCAUCGCCCAUCUAAUAUUUAUUUUAUAUUUCUCAAACUUAUAUCAUGAAAUAAUGAUGUGUUGGUGAUCUUUUUCUAAUAGACAAGCGUGCUAUCUAAAUGAAUUUUAAAGACUUCAUGCAUUUUCACUUUUCCCCUUAAAUUAUUUUUUAUGGAUUUGGUCUAAAUUUGAAAAAGAGAUGUCCCGCAAUAUUUCUCAUAUAUGACACAGGGUCCAUCAAUAUGGCAACAAUAUUUCAUGAGUUUUAGUUCCAUUUUACAUAGAAUUUCAAUCCAAAAUUCCAUUAUAUCUCUGUUGUUACUGAAUGAAUCUGAUUCAAACUUGAAAUAGUUGUUCUAUAUUAUCACUUAAAUCAUGUGACACUUAAGCUGUAAUAUUAACCACCACGCCUUUGUGUCAUGAAUUGUGUCCUAUUUUACAUAGAAUUCAAAAAUAAAGUGCACCUUCAUGUACAUGUAUACUGGACGAAAGCAUAGUUCUUGCAUAAUCAUAAUGGUUACAUGCUACUUAGAAGAGUAAUAUCGUUAAUUUCUUUCAUGAAUUUUUGAUACUCAAGUAUUAAUCCAAGUAAUGCAGUAUUACUAUUAUUACUUUUGUUUGGCUAAUUUUUAUUUUAUGUUACUUAGAGGUCAUAUUGCCAUUGAAAGCUAUUGUUGUACAAUAGUGUUGAGGAACUUAAAAUACUUAAAUUUUCUUCCCGAGUUAAUAUUUUUACAAUAUCAGUAUAACCUCUGUAAACAACUCCAAUGAGCAAACACCUCCCUAUGAAGGCACAUGUUUUCUUUCUACAAGGCAUGUCUAUAGAGCAACAACUUCUGUACAAAAAUAUUUAGAUUUUUUAAUUUCAGUUGUGUCUGCAGUAGAGAGGUUGAGCCUUUCUUCCUAUAGUAAAAUAGCUAUCAACCUUUCAGAUGGCCAAUAUUUCUUCAGAAAAUGACUAUUGGCCCUCAUCAGUAAAUUACUGACAUGGCUUCGUCUCAGUCAAUAGCUUCUUGAUUAGUGUCUUGGCUGAAAUCACUUCAAAUGUAUAUAUUUGUAUAUUUUGUACUUGUAUCUGUGUGUGUCACUCGUGAGUGUGGGGGCGUUUCUUUCCCUUGUUGCAUAUUUAUAUAAAGUUUUAAUUCACAUUUUAUAACAUUUUCUUACUGAAUGUAAUUAUUAUAUGCAUAAACAAAUCGUAUUUGAUUUCUUUGUGAAAAAGCAAAAUAAAGAUCAUCUAUCAACAUUCA